Oppia nitens is the source of this 2375-nucleotide messenger RNA. RefSeq names its product eyes absent homolog 1-like (gene eya). The coding region runs from base 260 to 2317 and encodes 685 amino acids. The transcript has 15 exons. Gene Ontology annotation, molecular function: protein tyrosine phosphatase activity. Lineage: Eukaryota; Metazoa; Arthropoda; Arachnida; Sarcoptiformes; Oppiidae. Gene Ontology annotation, biological process: anatomical structure development; cell differentiation; negative regulation of extrinsic apoptotic signaling pathway in absence of ligand. Gene Ontology annotation, cellular component: nucleus. The record is from RefSeq and is a predicted model, not a curated record.
AUGUUUUACUGAGUGAGAGAGAGAGCACUGAUGGGUAAUAUAAUGGUGUAUUGAGGCGCACGCGAUUCCUCAGCUCCAAUGUUUGAAACAUACCAUACCAUAGCCAUUGAGACUAUCAUCAUCAUAACAAGUGCCUCCUGUGCCACUUGAUUGCACAUAUGUAUGUUGCAUACCAGUGCUAUUAACAUUUCAAUUGAUUUCAAUUGAGAGAUAUCAAACCACUAGUAGAUUUUUGUGUCUAUAAAAUCACGCUUUUUAAAUGCAAAAUUGUUAUAAUAAUGGACAAAAAGUUAUGAAACAAGACAUUUAUAUACGUAUCCAAACGCCAGAAGUAGUCUCUGUUAAGGAGGAGUCGGACGACCAAACUUACGCUGAAGAGCUGGUGACCACUACAUUGACAUCAAUUGAAGACAACCAUAAUUGUGUGCAAUCAUUACAAGACCACAAUCAGAAUCCAUUGUUAAGCAGUCCAUUAGCCAAAUCAAGUACCAUCUCAUCAUCUCCCAGUGCCAACAGUGAUAGUGGGCACUGUAGUAGAGCUUCGCCAGACAUCACUUUACUCACAACCACAGCCAAUGGUGCGAUUCAGUCUAUGGCCAGUGCCAGUGAUGAGUCACCAAUAAAUUAUCAUCAUAAUUGGGCCAUGUGUGGAAAUGAUGGUUCGCGCGUAAUAAGCUCUCAAUCGUGUAAAUCGAGCUCAUCUUCGGCGACGGCAGCCUCAGCAGCACUGGCAGCUCAGGCGGCUUAUCUCAAUUCAUCGUCAUUUAGCACAAGUAAUCCCCAAACACCACAAAAUGUCUACAAUUGCUACGGCUAUACAUCAACAUUUGGCAAUACAAGUGUCGGCUCACAGUCAUUGUCCAGUUGUCAACAAUCGGGUCUUGAUUAUACAUACCCGGGCUUUGCACACACCGGUGGCUAUGGGUCUGCAUAUUAUAAUAACGGUUAUCCAUCAUAUAUUCCAAACACGACAAACACAAUAAACAACUCUCCCUCGCCUUCACCGUUAACACUGUCCUCCACCACAAACUCGGUGACGACACCAACAUAUCCAUUGCCACAACUAUCACGUGAAUCAGGCUAUACAUCAACGUUUGGCAAUUCGGGUGUCGGAUCGCAAUCACUGUCCAGUUGCCAGCAGUCGGGUCUAGACUACAUUUACCCGGGCUUUGGUCAUAGUGGUAGUUAUGGGCCAGCCUAUUAUAAUAGCGGCUAUUCAUCAUAUAUUCCAAACGCUUCAAACACAAUAACUAACUCUCCUUCGCCGUCACCGUUAACACUGUCCUCCACCACAAACUCAGUGACGACACCGACAUAUCAAUUGUCACAAUUAGCACAUGAAUCAGAUGACAAUCUGUCUCAUUAUCGCCGUAUAGACAACUGUGCGUCUCCUAUAAAGACAGAGAACCGUCAAAAUGUCAGUAAUACCGGCACCAAAAAAGGCACGUCUAAGUCAGGUCGUGGUCGAGGUCGUCGUCAAAAUAACCCGUCACCCGAUCCCGAGCACGAUCUCGAGCGGGUAUUUCUAUGGGAUUUAGAUAAUACACUCGUCAAGUAUUUAACAUUAUUAAAUGAACCAAUCAAUCCUAUGGAGAGAGUAUUAGGCGAAGAAAUUGAACAUUUUAUCAAUCAAUUUGCUGAACAACACUUCUUUUACUCUGAUUUAGAGAAAGUUGACCAGGGCAAUUUAGAUGACCUAAUCAGUGAUGACAAUGGACAAGAUAUAAGUAAUUAUGAUUUUCAAAACGAUGGUUUUUGCACAAACAUCACGUACGGCAACGGAGGACUCGCUAUGGGCUGUCAGGCCGUUAAAGGAGCGGUCGACUUAAGAAAACAGUCAUUUCGAUACAGACGUAUCAAAGAGUUGUAUAAUGUCUACAAAAAUAAUAUUCAAGGUUUAUUAUCGACUCACGAAAGGGAUCAGUUAUAUAAAAUACGUGACAUUUACAAUAGACUCGAUAACAGUCCGACACCCGAUGCCAUCAAAUGUCUUAAAUUAAUUAAUUCAAGACCUAAAAGCUUGAAUGUGUUGGUCAGUAAUAUGUCGUUAGUGCACACCUUAGCUGUAGUCAUGUUAUUUGAUUUGGACAGUUAUUUCUAUCCCGAAAACAUAUACAGCGCCGGAAUAAUUAAUAAAGAGAAUACUUUUGUGAAAAUUAUUCAAAAGUUUGGCAAAAAAUGCUCGUAUGUGGCCAUCGGUGACGGUAGGGAUGAGGAAAUGGCUGCUAAACAAUUGGAUAUACCUUUUUGGCCGGUCAGAGGUGUGCACGACAUCAAGACUCUGUUACAUUAUGCAUUGGAAAGGGAUCACCUCUAGGCUUAUCAGUUAUUAAUAUAAGUAAUAUUACAAAUUAUAUAAAUAAUAAAUUUUUAAA